UACUCAGGGAAGGGGGGGUCAGGACAUUGAUUUGAUUCUGUGGAGUCCCUCUGCAUGCACAAUACAUCUAUUCUUUGGGUCCGGUCAGGUGGAUCAACACUGAGAAACACAGUAGUAUGGCUCUGAAUAAUCCCAACCCAGUGGGACCAUGGAAGAUCACAGUGUACGACCAGGAGAACUUCCAGGGGAAGCAUCUGGAGUUUACAUCAGCCUGCCAGAACAUCAUGGAGGGUGGUAUUGACAACGUCCGCUCCUUGAAGGUGGCGUGUGGAGCUUGGGCAGGAUAUGAGCAUUCCAGUUUCUGUGGACAGCAGUUUGUGUUGGAGCGAGGAGAAUAUCCUCACUGGGAGUCAUGGAGUGGCAGCAACGCCUACCACAUUGAGAGGAUGAUGUCCUUCCGCCCCAUCUGCUCUGCUAACCACAAGGAGUCCAAGAUGCUGCUGUUUGAGAAGGAAAACUUCAUGGGACGUCAGUGGGAGAUAAGUGAAGACUACCCUUCUCUGCAGGCCAUGGGCUGGGUCAACAACGAAAUUGGAUCCAUGCAAGUUCAGAGCGGCGCCUGGGUGUGCCACCAGUUUCCAGGUUACCGUGGUUACCAGUACAUCAUAGAGUGUGAUCAUCAUGGUGGCGAGUACAAACACUACAGAGAGUGGGGCUCCCAUGCCCAGUCCUUCCAGGUACAGUCGGUGCGUCGAAUCCAGCAAUGAGACGUGCAGCCUCCUCCCCCAACUACUCACUCUUUACCUCCUCCAUCACCUCCUCUUCCUACCUUCACCCAGUCAUUCCAGCACCUUCUGGUGCUUAACCAUCAAGAUAUUUACAGCACUUUUGUUUUGUUCUGUUAUCAAAUGAUAAUGAAGAGCAUUUAGGAACAUAAUUAGGAAAAGAAAAACGGCCAAUGAAGAAAGGCUGGCAUCCCACUGAGUCAAUGCUUUUCACAUUUGAUGCAAACUGUGAUUAAUAUUGAAGGAAUGGGGAUGUUUAAAUAAACAGAAACACAGUAGUGUGCUGCUGAACUCCAA
Messenger RNA from Solea senegalensis (Senegalese sole), 1022 nucleotides. RefSeq names its product crystallin, beta A1a (gene cryba1a). The record is from RefSeq and is a predicted model, not a curated record. Gene Ontology annotation, biological process: visual perception; lens development in camera-type eye. The transcript is spliced from 6 exons. Bases 117 to 707 code for a protein of 196 amino acids. Lineage: Eukaryota; Metazoa; Chordata; Actinopteri; Pleuronectiformes; Soleidae. Gene Ontology annotation, molecular function: structural constituent of eye lens.